This is a messenger RNA of Aedes albopictus (Asian tiger mosquito), 2200 nucleotides long. RefSeq lists its product as uncharacterized. The transcript is spliced from 3 exons. NCBI's taxonomy places the organism in Eukaryota, Metazoa, Arthropoda, Insecta, Diptera, Culicidae. Bases 209 to 1705 code for a protein of 498 amino acids. The record is from RefSeq and is a predicted model, not a curated record.
GUGUAGACCAAGGCAUAAGAAGAACAAGAAGAUAUUUCAUAUAACAUGUCAUACCAAUUUAAAACAAUAAAAUUGUAUUUGUAACUUUUUUUCAUUUUGCUUUUAUUCAAUUCCAGGACUCCUCAAUACCGUUGUGGAUAAUGUGUCUUUGGAUCAAACAUCCGGUGUCGUAACAACUGUGGAUGCAGACACAGCUAAUCGUAUUUUUAUGCAACAACUCCACUUGCCACAGAACUUGUUGACAAUUAUCGCAGAUCCAUCUACGAAUUCGCCACCAACCGAUCCCAUAGCGAUGCAACUGAUGACCGAUUAUGAAGAGCACGACGGAACAAAUCAGGAGCAAGAAAUGGCACAGUUAAUCACCGUGGUUCCCACUAUCGAUUUGCAAGAGCCCACGUGUUCGAAAUAUCUUGAUGAUGGAAAAAGCGCAUCGUCUAACGACAACGUUACCGAUGAAAAUCAGUCACCGAACAAACGAGUCCAUCAAACAGAAGUUCAGAAAAGUUGCAAGAAACAAGCCACCUGUGUAAUGAAAUUUCGUUCAUUUGAAGUUAAUUGGGAAAAAGUAAGCGACAACCUACUAGAUCGUCUCAACAGCCUUCAAGAAUACAGAGCAAAGAAUUCCACUGCAGUACCUCGCUCGAUGCGCUUCAAGAAAACCGAAUUGAUCUGUCUGGUGAAUAGUGUAGUCGACCAGAUGCGCUGCAUUGACACGAGGAUUCGAGCAGAUGUUAUGGAAACUGUGGCGCAGCAAAUAUUGCGAAAGUAUCCCUGUCUUGAAAUCUUGGACGAUGACGGAUUCAGCAAUGGGCUUAGCCAUAUAACGAUUAAACAGAAAAUGAUUAAUCGAAACACAUACCUGAAUCGCAUCGAUAAUGACGUACCAAAAGUAAAACAGCUCACGGAAGAAUUCAGGAACAGACGGGCCGGUACAAUGAAAGAAUACUGGAAUGUUUCAACAGACCAGUGUUCUAAGGAAAUCCUCUCAAAACUACGUCGUGAUGAGCCGGCUUUACUCACUGCAGAGUUUUUGAUGGCGUCCCAAGGAUUUGUGCGGUCGCGGCUCGAUCAGAAAAAAGAUCUGUCAUCGAUCGUAUCGGAAUUUCCGGUUCUUCGGCGCCGCCAGCUUCUAUCCUUUCAUUUCAAGCAAGCCACCGGAAUCGAGAUCGACAUGUUGCGGAAGUAUUACGACUCCAAGAAAGCUAAAAUUGUUGGCUAUUCGGCAACACAGAAGACGCAUGCGCUGUGUGAAACAUCUACAGAUUAUGAUGUCUUCAAUUUUUUGGCAAAACUGCUGGACGAAAAUCUUGAUGGACUGGUCUUGAAGAAAGAGAUCGGAACACGCAUUGAUGAAUUUCGCGAUGAAAUAGCAGGACCGCUGUUGCUGUGCAUUGAUACUGGAAACGGGUCUCUGUAUUAUGUUUACGCAGACAACGCUCGGCUCACUGAAGGGACGCACGAUUUUUUAAACGGUAUGCAAGAUCUAAUGUGCAUCCAAUAUGUCUACAGUCUUAUGUAUACCAAGAGUGCGACAAAACUGUUGGAGCUUGUACAAGAAUAUUUUUUAAAAAUUUUCCCCGCGAAGGGAUCGAAAUCAAAAGCCGUCCGUGUUGGAAAGCAACAACGAACGGUAAGACAAGUAAUCGCUGCACUAUCCCAAUUUGCCGAGGUGGACGAGCAAAACGAAUCGACAGUGACAGAUUGAUCAAGUUCCGGUUAUAGUUCUGGUUUUGAAUUAUUAGGUAAGGAAGAGAUUUCGCUAGCCGGUAAAUGGCAAAGAUAAUGUUAAGUUUUCAAGAUAAAAAUAUCGAUGGAAUAAAAACAAGCAUUUUACACUAUGAUUUGGACUUUUUUUGAAAAUAAGAAAGAAAUACCCCUCGUGAUACGUCAUUAUGAGCAAAAGAAUGUGUUUCGCUAGUAUUGGUUUCAGUAAGCAAGAUUUUCAUGUAAACUUCAUAUGUUUUACAUUGGCGCGUGUAUUUUCGGCUAACGGUGUGGUAAACAGAAUGUAGGGAGUGAAUUGUUUCUCGAAAUUCAUAUGACAUACAAAUAAGGUUAUAUUUUUACUGCAUUCUUGUUUUUGUUGCGUUUUGAUGCACCCGCUACCUAAUCUAGAUAUCUCACAUGAAUUUCGUUUGAAAACUUUCAUCUCUAGCAAAUUAUUACUAAAACCUAACCACAAAGCUGCUUUCGGAUUCCU